GCUAGUUUUCGCUAUCCCAAACUGGCAACACUGGCAGCUAAUCGCGAGUUUGCAGUGAGGCUGACCAAAGAGGCAGUUGACCGCCUUAGCUGGGCCUGCGAUGCAACCUAUUCGCCAUUGGUUCUGCCAUCACUGCAAGGGCAGGCUGUAGCACAGCUCAUGCAGGAAGUUGUGCGACUUGCGGAAGCAGGAAUUGAGAAGGUGGGAUCCUGGAACAGCAUUUUUUUUCAUAGUAGUGUACAAAAACUCGCUUCUGAAAUUGCGAUACUGACCCAGUCAGCUGGACUAAGCGAUUACUUCCAGUCCGGCAUAGCACGUAAUAUUCAUGAAUUGAAUGAAGCAGUCGACCAAUUCAUUGAAGUUUGGGAAUACGAGACCUCAGUUGGCUUACAAGAAUACGCGGGGGCGAUAAAGAGAGCUUGCGCAAAUAUUCGUUCCCUGAUCUCUCAGGCGGCGCUUACUCUAUCUUCAUCCUCCUUUGUCACAAAUGACACUGUCCUUAGCCAUUUAGAGGAGUCCGCUAAAUGCGCCAACGAGGAAAAGUUGGUAUUGGCAGUAGAAGAAAUUCAGGUAGCUCUAUCUAGACUAAUCAUUCACCGUGUAUUGAUGUUAAAUGCAUACAAACUGUGUAGAAGGGGUGAAAAAGCACAGCAAACAUCAGAUCUGAUUGAUUCUGCCCUCUGCCUUUGCGGUGUGUGGGCGGAUUCGAAUACGGUGCGUUUGGUGAGGGUCACUGCCAAUGACUUGGAACAACUCGCUCCUCAAUUGAUAAAUGCCUCUAAGGCUCUUACUCUGAGAAGCCAGUCCUCAGUAAGCACACACUUCCGCUGUUAA
Molecule: messenger RNA, 834 nt
Organism: Hydatigera taeniaeformis
Lineage: Eukaryota; Metazoa; Platyhelminthes; Cestoda; Cyclophyllidea; Taeniidae
Source: the annotation of a GenBank genome assembly